AUGCUAGGGAGCAUAGUGAAUUGUGAAGAUGACACUGAGCGACUUCAGAGCGACAUGUUGGCCAAGUAUGCAGACACGUGGCAGAUGAAUUUCAAAGCAGAAAAAUUAGAGGUUGUGUUUGGCCUUGCAGAAUCUGACAAGGACGAGGGCCAAGCGGAUGCUGAACAAGCAGAAAUCAUCGUCGUGCCAAAGCUGAUAACAUCAGGCCUGAGCUCACUGGCCAAUUACAGCAGCUCAUCAGACAGUGAAGACAACCAGGGACCAGAGGAAAUCCCCUUCCAGACUGUUGCCAAAGCUCUGGAGGAAAGCAGUGUGCUGGGAUCUGCAGCAAGAAGUUCAAAUGAGCAGGAGAUUAAAGAAUGUUCAAGCAGCAUCAGAGAUUCAGAAACACAUUGCCAGUUCAUUCCCAGGGGUAGAAGAAGAGGUCAUAAUAGACGAGGAAGGGGAACUUCACAGCAGUCAUUAAUACGUCGGCCAACCCUGCUUGAAAUGUUGCUGGCUCCUGACAUACGACACGAAAGAAAUGUGAUUUUGCAGUGUGUUCGGUACAUUGUAGAAAACAAGUUUUUAGGCCUUGAGUCAAAGGUUAACGGUGUGGCAAAGACCCCUGUCUCGAUCAGUUCAUGUGAAGGUGCAGUGCAAAAGCACAUACCCGCAGGAUAUACUGAAACACAUGGACUCCAGGUACAUGCACCCGAAUUCGAGGAUCAUUCUGCUGAGAUCCCUAAAGCUGAAGAGGGUGGUGAGGAGCCCAUCCCUAAAGCUGAAGAGGGUGGUGAGGAGCCCAUCCCUAAAGCUGAAGAGGGUGGUGAAGACCCUGAGAUUUUCCCAGCAAAUACGAAAUCAGCUUAUAUGGACCAAGUGAGAUUGUCUGCUGUGGAUGAUGAAGUUUGGGAGAUGCCAGACACUGAGAGUGAAAGGUGAUUUAAGCAGAACUUGGAUGUUUACCACAUGGACUGGGUAAAGAUUCCCGACGCAAAUGAGAUGACUAUACAGAUUUCUGUAGACUUGCAAUGUUUACUUCUAAUAAAUUAAACAGUUUAAUUUUG
Messenger RNA from Rhincodon typus (whale shark), 1049 nucleotides. RefSeq lists its product as uncharacterized. Gene Ontology annotation, molecular function: RNA binding. Lineage: Eukaryota; Metazoa; Chordata; Chondrichthyes; Orectolobiformes; Rhincodontidae. Gene Ontology annotation, cellular component: nucleus. Gene Ontology annotation, biological process: box C/D snoRNP assembly. The record is from RefSeq and is a predicted model, not a curated record. The transcript is spliced from 4 exons. Bases 1 to 924 code for a protein of 307 amino acids.